Messenger RNA from Jatropha curcas, 1974 nucleotides. RefSeq lists its product as uncharacterized. The record is from RefSeq and is a predicted model, not a curated record. Gene Ontology annotation, molecular function: RNA binding. Lineage: Eukaryota; Viridiplantae; Streptophyta; Magnoliopsida; Malpighiales; Euphorbiaceae.
CAUUCAGCCCUCAUCUCUCUCGCUUUAUCACCUUUUGUCUACUCUUGUUUUCUUCUCUCUCUCUCUCUCUCUCUCAGAGUUUGCUGUGCUGGGCGAUGCUUGACCUAGCUAGCUAGCUAAUAUUUAUAUAUUAAUUCAUUGCAUCAACUUAAGCGUUCUGCCUCUCCACCAUAUCCAUCCCUAUACCGCCUCUGAAUUACAGAAGAUCAUCCAUCAGUAGCAUAUAUAUUAUUAAUCAAGAUAGUGGUUCUGGAGAGAUGGGCUCAAGUAAUAACAUGGGAAGUCAAUUUGGAGACACCACUUACACCAAGAUUUUUGUUGGGGGCUUAGCAUGGGAAACCCAAAAGGAUACCAUGAAGAAAUACUUUGAACAGUUUGGAGAUAUCUUGGAAGCUGUUGUUAUCAUUGACAAGAAUACUGGAAGAUCCAAAGGUUAUGGAUUUGUAACAUUUAAAGAAGCAGAAGCAGCGAGAAGAGCUUGUGUGGAUCCUGCGCCUGUGAUAGAUGGAAGAAGAACUAACUGUAAUCUUGCUUCUUUGGGUGUCCAAAGAUCUAAACCUUCCACCCCACAACAUGGGGGAAGCAGGAACUUUAGGGUGAUGAAAUCUUUUCACAGUAGUACAGGCUUUCAAGGCGGGGUUGGAACACCUUUUCCUUCUACGCCAACUCUUCCGCAUUAUGCCAUCCAACAAGGAAUCCCCUAUGCUCUCUAUGGGUACUCUCCAAACUACACAUGUCCCACGAGCUACUAUGGAGCAACAAACAGCCAUUAUGUUGUAUACGGGAGUUCAAAUUCUAGUUUCUACCCAUACCUUCAAUAUGGGGUAGGGUUAGAUUUGGUGUAUCCUCAACAUCAUUUCCAGUAUCCAAUUAUUGCUUCAUCUGGCGUUGCACAGCACUAUACCCCUCCUGUCUCCUUCAAUGCAAUCCCACACUCACAACCUCCUGCAGGUGCAAGCAUGAGCACAAGUUACCCUUCUCCUCAUCAGACAAACGCCCUUCGCCCCAUCAGCAGCAUUUGAUUACUUUUAUUACGUCAUUAUGCAAUAUUGCAUGCCUUCAUUUCCGAUAGCAAGAAAAUCAUCAUCCGCAUUUUCUCCCAUUUUUGGCUAAUCAUCAACCAAAAGAAUUCCAAUUUUAGAUUAGGUUUAUCAGCACUGCGUUAUAUAUACAUGUUAUAGCAAACAACUGACAUGUCGAAUUGAGAAACAGUAGAACACUGCAACUCACAUUCCUGAUCAAUAUCACCCAAAUGAAUAACCCAGAUGCUGGGUUAGGGUGUAACAACAUUCACUGGGCAUAAAGGGAAUACCCAGAGGCUGUUUUUGCUAACCUCAAGUCUACUCAUCUUCCCUUUUGGAAGGGGAAGAUAAUAAUUCUUUCAUAACUUGCAUUUUUGUUUAGUUGUAAAGUAUUAUUAUUCACUGUGGCUAAACCAUUGGAGGGUUAGCCCAAUUUUGACGGAUAGGCAAGAGCUAUUGUUUUUUUCAAACCUAGAGCUCCUGCAUGCCUUUGUGAAAAUCCCACUUACUAGUAGCUUAGGUUAGUUAACUUGUGUGUUUCUUUUCUUCCCUAAUUAAAACUCAUGAUGACCUGAGGAGAUAUUUUGGUCCUUGGGUUUGUCCAUCUAACUCAAAAGCCAUGGUUACGGCUCCAUCUCAUCAGCAACUCUUUCACUCUGUCAUUGAUAUGUCUUCAAUGAGAGAAACAUGCAUAUUUCAUUCAUUGUUAUUCCAAGUUCGGUUUGUAGUAUCUCUCUCUCUCUCUCUCUCUCUCUCUCUCUCUCUCUACUAGGCUGUGUUCUUAGAAACAAGAACUAUAUUUAUAACUUUUCGUUUGUGAUUUUGAAGUUUGGCUUGUAAUAAGUGGCCAUUCGCCGCGUAGUACUCUCUAUUUAUUUUCCUGUGACUUUUCUUGAAAGAGCACGCAUUAUAAUCAUUAAAAAUGACUCAUCCAACUAUGUUUUUCUGUUAA